AUGAGUAACCACGAUAGUGGAAGUGACUGUCAUUCAGAAGAUCAUUCCUUCUCCUCGUCACAUUAUGAAACUAGGAAAAGUCAAGCCCAGCUGGAAAGUCCUAUAAGAUCCAGGCCAAGUCAAAGGAUAAGCGAUCAAAGCAGCACCCAAGAACCUAAGGCAGAUGAUCAAUUAACACCUCUCAAAAAGAGUCGUUUUGAAUACAAUUUGAGUGAAAUACGCCAUGAGUCCGAUUCUUCAUCCCCUCUUGGCAAGAUGCCAGACAAAGCUGUAGUUUUUUCGCCUCCUCCAAUUCCUUCUUCUCCCUCCAAGUAUAGACAUUCAGAGUCUAGCAACACUAGCGAUCAGCCUACUGCCAAUAACAGAUUAUCAUUUAUAUCCCAAUAUUCGGGAGUGGUCAAUGAAGUGGACCAAAUCCAGUAUAUUGUCGAUUCCACAAGCCAGGGUGCUAGUGAAGAGAAAACAACAGCAACAGUCUCCAAAUUGGAACCAGAAAAUGUUUCCGAUGCUGCCAAAAAUCAAGUAGCAGCUUCAACUGACCACUCCAAUGAAACUAUAAAGUCUCAUUGCCCGAAGAAAGAAUCUUUGGCCUCACUAGAGUCAGCUGAAUCUUCAAAAGUUUCCGGACUGGGUAUUUUGACAACCAUUACAAAGGAAGAAAACUUGUCACCUGAAAGGGUCUCAGUAUUGAAUAUUGACCCUACCAUUCCUCCUCGUUCUCAUAAGCGACCUAAGUCUGAAAGUUUGUCUCCAGAUUAUGUCCGCAUCCAUCUAACAGAAAACCAGAGACUCGAUUUAUUGGGUAAGAGAAGUUCAUUGAAUAUAGAUGACCAAACAUCAAAACGGUUUUCAACGCAUUCCACUUCGUCUAAAACCUCCUCUACAACACCUUCGUCUCCGCUCAAACGUAAAACCGAGGACUUGGAUAAGAUUAUGAAAGAAUUACAAGAUUUUCAAAACGAUAACCUAGGAUUUGCUCCUAUCAAGCCGCUUAUUGCAGAUAAUAACAACUCGAGUUUUUCAGCAGCAGAAAUGUUUUCAUUUCACACUGCAAACUCCGGCACUUCUUCUGUAGAUCUAUCGAAGAAACCAGUUUCUUCAGAUCAAUCCUCACAAGAAGAACCCACAACUCCUAAGGAAGAGCUGUACGAAGAUGAAAAUGAUGAAGAUUACACAGAUAUCGAAGAUGCCGAUAAAGGGCACGAGGAAACGACUAUCGUUCAACAGGUCGCUCAUUCUACUAAGCGUAAGCAGAGACAAAAAAGCCAAGACGAAAACAUCGAAAGUCAGUAUCUUCGUCAUCUGACAAAAAGAGACCAUUCUCUAUGCAGACAUUGGCUAAGUUUCUAA
Komagataella phaffii GS115 is the source of this 1350-nucleotide messenger RNA. RefSeq lists its product as hypothetical. NCBI's taxonomy places the organism in Eukaryota, Fungi, Ascomycota, Pichiomycetes, Pichiales, Pichiaceae. The transcript has a single exon. The record is from RefSeq and is a predicted model, not a curated record. The coding region runs from base 1 to 1350 and encodes 449 amino acids.